AGUGCCCACAUGCCCAUGAUCGAUGCCCUGAUGAUGGCCUACACUGUGGAGAUGAUCAGCAUAGAGAAAGUUGUGGCCAGUGUCAAACGCUUCUCCACCUUCAGCGCCUCCAAGGAGCUGCCCUUUGACCUGGAGGAUGCCAUGGUCUUCUGGAUCAACAAGGUAUGGUGGGGAACACACACAUUCUCUCUUUCUUUGAGACUGUCUAUCAGCAGCAAUGAGCCUGAGACAUUGAGAAAAUAGAGCUCUAAAGAGCUGGAUGAAUGUUGCUUUGGCUUUUGUUGCAGGUUAACCUGAAGAUGAGGGAGAUCACAGAGAGAGAGCUGAAAGCCAAGCAGCACCCGCUGGAGUCUCCCAGUCAUCAGAAGGUAAGGCUGGAGCCGCACGUCUCUCAUGGCACUCCCACAGAGAGAGAACCAGGAAACUGAAGCGCUAGAGCCAAAAUGGCUCCCAUGGAGCUGUUUUGAUGCAUCCUUACGGGCGAUUGCUGUUCUCGAUGCAUCAACAGUCUCUGGACUGCAGUCCAUGCCUCCAGGACACAUUGCAAGAAUAAUUGCCGUUUUAAAACCGAUUUGUACUUAUUAGUUAGAUUAGUCUCAUGGAGAUUACAUCUGUUUUUCAGGAGAGACGUGGUCCAAGUCAAGAGUUCUUUAUCUCCUGCCAUUUGGGGUUGAACCCUGAUUGACCCUUUUCUCCUAACCCUUAACCCGGAAGCAGAUCCAAUCCUGUCUGUGACCUCUGACCUAUUGACCUUUUUGCUCCUAUUCUUCUUUCUUUCUGUCUGUCCCCCUCCCUUCCCUGCUACUUGGAUAGUCUCCCUCCAAAUGGUAUUGGAAACUUGUACCUGUAAGUUGGCUGCUAGUAAUCCCCCCUCCUCCCUCUUGCACGCAUAGUUCUGUGUCGAUUUGCACACCACACCACACCACACCACACGUGACCAUCGUGGCUCAUCCAAGCCCAUUCUGUGCUGCUUGUAGCUAGUGAGUCAGCCAGCCAGUGGGAGAAGGCUGGUAUCUUUGUGUUUUUCUUUGAGUUAAGAAUGUCACACUGUUGUUGUCCGGUGGUUUUGGUAAUUUGGUGAACUUUUUUUAUUGGAUGGUGAACUUUAUUUUGGUGAACUACGUUUUCGCCCUUUCAUUUCAAGCCCCUGCAGACUAUGUACAAUCAUGAUAGAUGGUGUGUUUGUGUCUGAGAGAGUGACAGUGUGUGAAGUGGUGUCUGGGUGAGAGCGAGAGAGCCAUGAAUCCAUUGCUCAGCCCCUGCUUUCCUUAUUGGCUCGUGCUGAGAUGUUGGCGCCAUUGCCACCUGUGCCCACAAACUCUGCCAUGCCCACCCCUCCUAUGCUGUCUCUGUCUGCUAUGCCCAUGUGCUCUCUCCCUGGCCUCUCACGGUGUCUCUACUUGCCCAAGGUUUCCUUCUUACACUCUGCUGUCUGUGUGUGUGUGUCUCAGUCUGAUUUAAUGCCCGCCUUGGCCCAAUGCAUGCUGGAGCCAGAGGAGCUGGAGCGCUCCAUAGUGGUACGGUUCCAGCAGUACCUCUCCCUUCUUCUAGGGCUGCUGUAGGAUGGAUGUGAAACCUUUAGUCCUGUGGUUGUCUAGUUGUUCUCCAGAUUAUUUCACCUGUGACGGUAGUUACCCUUGUAGAAUUAGCAUAAUGGUGUCAGAAUAGUAUUCGAGGUGUGUUGUAUUAUGGUAGUUACCCUUGUAGAAUUAUCCUUAUUAUGCCCUAAAGAUGUGUAGUCAGAUUGCAGACAGUGUGUGUUGUACCAUGGUUAGUUGUUGCAGUAAAUGUUCAGUAUGGUUCAGCUAGAGCCAUAAGAAUUGUACUUGCCUGGCCAGUAGACUACAGCAGUGUCAACUCAAUAGGCUGACUCCGGGGGGUUUUCCACAACACCGUUAGCCAGCAGAAGUGGGCCAGUGAUUCCCAUGUGUCCCUCCCUCUGUGCCAGUGGCCUGGUUUGACUGUGCUGACAGUGACACAGCAUUCCCAGAGAGGUGUGUGAGGGUGGGUGGCUGUCAGGCCAACCAUGGCUCCAUAUCACCGCUCUAUAAAGCAGGGUUUCUCAAAGUGGGGUCUGCAGGGGGUCCGUGGCCAGAUCAACAAACAACAAAAUGUGUUUAUUAAUAUUACUAACAGAUUAAACACAUUUUGUUCAAGUGAUCUGUGGAAUAAGUUUAGCAGGUGUUAUACAAUACAAUUGUAAUAUUAUUCAUAUACAAUUUAUGUUCUUAACCUUGGGCAACAUGGUCCUGGGAGGCUCACAGGGAUAUUGGUAUCCACAGAACUCCACCAAUUAUACAUUUUUCAACUCAAUACUUGUAUUCCCCCAAAAUUAUUUUUAUAAAACAAAUGCACUGUAAUUUAAGCUUUAAAACUGCCUCAUGGCAAACUUACAGGAUAUUGGCUUGAAAACUGCAACAUUUUCUCUCUGAUGCCAAGAGAUUUAAAUUGUUCCUUCCCAGGGCCGAGACAUAGUAGACUCUUGUAUGCUAUAUUUAUCUCACUCCAGUUGUGUUCUGAUUAGGAGGGGGUCCCUAAUGAAUUUGCUAUCACAAAUGGGUUCUCUGGCCCCCAAAAGGUUUGGGAAUCCCUGCUAUAAAGGACCACCCCACCCCACUCCACCCAUCUCGAUCCACCCAAACACAGACUGGGGCUUAUUCAGGGAAUGCCACUGAAUUAAUUCAGAUAUAAAUUCAUUAUCUAGACCUGAAAUGAUUCUCUGUGUUGUUCACCAGGGCGUCAUGUCUGCUCUAGUCAUGCCAUUUUCAUCCUAAACUUUGCCUUCCACUGUAUAAACACUAGGCUGUACGAUGUAGGCAAUGACUGUGUACAGUUGAAGUCGGAAGUUUACAUACCCCUUAGCAAAAUACAUUUUAAACUUAGUUUUUCACAAUUCCUGACAUUUAAUCCUAGUAAAAAUUCCCUCUCUUAGGUCAGUUAGGAUCACCACUUUAUUUUAAGAAUGUGAAAUGUCAGAAUAAUAGUAGAGAGAAUGAUUUCUUUCAGCUUUUAUUUCUUUCAUCACAUUCCCAGUGGGUCAGAAGUUUACAUACACUCAAUUGGUAUUUGGUAGCAUUGCCUUUAAAUUGUUUAACUUGGGUCAAACGUUUAGGGUAGCCUUCCACAAGCUUCCCACAAUAAGUUGGGUGAAUUUUGGCCCAUUCCUCCUGACAGAGCUGGUGUAACUGAGUCAGGUUUGUAGGCCUCCUUGCUCGCAAAUGCUUUUUCAGUUCUUCCCACACAUUUUCUAUAGGAUUGAGGUCAGGGCUUUGUGAUGGCCACUCCAAUACCUUGACUUUGUUGUCCUUAAGCCAUUUUGCCACAACAAGUAUGCUUGGGGUCAUUGUCCAUUUGGAAGACCCAUUUACGACCAAUCUUUAACUUCCUGACUGAUGUCUUGAGAUGUUGCUUCAAUAUAUCCACAUAAUUUUCCUUCCUCAUGAUGCCAUCUAUUUUGUGAAGUGCACCAGUCCCUCCUGCAGCAAAGCACCCCCACAGCAUGAUGCUGCCACCCCCUGUGCUUCACGGUUGGGAUGGUGUUCUUCGGCUUGCAAGCUUUCCCCUUUUUCCUCCAAAUAUAACGAUGGUCAUUAUGGCCAAACAGUUCUAUUUUUGUUUCAUCAGACCAGAGGACAUUUCUCCAAAAAGUACGAUAUUUGUCCCCAUGUGCAGUUGCAAACCGUAGUCUGACUUUUUUAUGGCGGUUUUGGAGCAGUGGCUUCUUCCUUGCUGAGCGGCCUUUCAGGUUAUGUCGAUAUAGGACUCGUUUUACUGUGGAUAUAGAUACUUUUGUACCUGUUUCCUCCAGCAUCUUCACAAGGUCCCUUGUUGUUUUUCUGGGAUUGAUUUGCACUUUUCGCACCAAAGCGGUAUGACGGCUGCGUGGUCCCAUGGUGUCCACACUUGCGUACUAUUGUUUGUACAGAUGAACGCGGUACCUUCAGGUGUUUGGUAAUUGCUCCCAAGGAUGAACCAGACUUGUGGAGGUCUACAAUUCUUUUUCUGAGGUCUUGGUUGAUUUCUUUUGAUUUUCCCAUGAUGUCAAGCAAAGAGGCACUGAGUUUGAAGGUAGGCCUUGAAAUAAAUCCACAGGUACACCUCCAAUUGACUCAAAUGAUGUCAAUUAGCCUAUCAGAAGCUUCUAAAGCCAUGACAUCAUUUUCUUGGAAUUUUCCAAGCUGUUUAAAGGCACAGUCAACUUAGUGACCCACUGGAAUUGUGAUACAGUGAAUUAUAAGUGAAAUAAUCUGUCUGUAAACAAUUGUUAGAAAAAUUACUUGUGUCAUGCACAAAGUAGAUGUCCUAACUGACUUGCCAAAACUAGUUUGUUAACAAGAAAUUUGUGGAGUGGUUGAAAAACUAGUUUUAAUGACUCCAACCUAAGUGUAUGUAAACUUCCGACUUCAACUGUAUAUGACUGGACAAAGCCAUGGAUCACAUGACACAUUUCAAGGAAGUCUGUUAAGAUGGCGUAUCAUAUGGAGGAUUUAUGUAGAAAUAACAUGCGUGCGCAGUUUGAGCUACCCCAGGAAGUGACGUUGCUGGCUAGCUCAGUGCUUCCCCCUGUCAUUGAGUAUCUCAAGUUGAAGUCUGACCGGGGUACUGCAGGCUGUCAUUAGCAACUAAAUUAUCCUUAACUUCUUCUGUUUUUUAUAAUCGGUUCAAGGACAUACAUCUGGUGUAAUAGAAGUCAUUAUUGGUUCCAUGAUUGUCUUUGAAAUUUGUUUUUAUUUACAUGAAGAUUGUCCACGAAGAUUACCGUUUUCCCUUUCAUUUAUAAUUGGGGAUCAUGUUUUCUGCAAACAGUGUCUACAGUACCAUGGUCGGCCUUGAACUUCGUGGGUUAAGUGAGAGGGGGCAGUCGUUCCCCCCUGGAUGGAGCCUAAUAAACCAGCCCUAUCUCUUUGUAUUCCUCUCUGACUCUCUCCCUCCCCCUGGUGGUCAGGUGAGGUACCGCAGGGAGAACGCCUUGUGCCGCCAGCUGCCCUUCUUCCCCCUGCUGGAGGAUCUGAUGAGGGACGUGUGUGACGGAGCCGCCCUCCUCAUCGUGGUCCACUAUUACUGCCCCGACCUCAUGAAGCUCCACGGUACGACAUGGGACACCAUCUGUCAUCAACAAACUGGGGGUUAAUCAUUAGAUAUUGAAUCUAUCCUAUUGAGAGAGAUUUGUUUUGUUUUUCUCCCUGAUUAGUCAGGAAUCCCAGAUUUGUCUGACCUCAAACCAUCAGGAAUAUCAUAUAUUUCACCUGUUUUGUAAUUGAAAUGGCCCAUUAGCCUUACUCCAGAAGUUCUAUGUUGUGGACAUUAUAUCUGUGCGUUGUGCCCUGACAGUGCCAAGGAGGGUUGCACUCUCACGUGCUCAUUCCUAUGUGACAUUUCUAAAUGUCAGGUCAUUGAGCACCAUCCUGACCUUUGACCUCUGUGUCUCUAUCAGAUAUCUGUCUGAAGGAGGUGACCUCCAUAGCUGACAGUCUGUACAACAUCCAGCUGCUCAAGCAGUUCUCAAAUGAAUAUCUCAACAAGAGCUUCUACCUAACCAUGGAAGACAUGCUCUACUCUCCACUGGUGCUCAAGGUAAAUAAGUCCUAUUGGUAUGUUUUUUACACUGUAGGUGGUUUUCCCUGUCACUGUAGCUGGUUUUCCCUGUCACUGUAGCUGGUUUUCCCUGUCACUGUAGCUGGUUUUCCCUGUCACUGUAGCUGGUUUUCCAUGUCAUUGUUCUUUUGAGGAUAUAGUUAUUUUUCUGUGUUUCUACGGAAGCACUUCAUUGAUGAUAUUUUAAUUUAUUGUUUUGGUAACAUGUUGCAUGCUAUAGUUGUAUGUCGUUGUAGUUCAGGGUUUCUCUAAUGUGGUUCUUGUUUUCCCUACUCAGCACAAUGUGAUGGUGUUCAUCGCUGAGCUCUUCUGGUGGUUUGAGACCGUCAAGCCAGAGUUUGUCCAACCCAGGACGGAGGACUUCAAAGAUGGUGAGGAUCAUCUCUAUGGGUGUGUUGUGGUCUGAAUGGGAUGUUCAGUAUGUUUUUUUUUUUUUUUUGGAUGAGCAGAGAGGUUUGCAGCCUUCUGGAUGGAUCAACAAAUCUGUUGAACCUGCAGGACAGGGAAAAGGAGUACAUUAUGACUUCUUCCUUAUAGGACACGAAGAGGUUCAACUGUCUUUUUUAUUUUCCUUCCUUCUCAGAGGACUGUUCUCCUAGGGCUGGAGCCGAGAGACAUUUCAAUGCAAAUUUGUAAAUGAUCCCCAUGCAAUUUCAACAGUACUCUAAUAUACAAUUGUGGUCAAAAGUUUUGAGAAUGACACAAAUACUAAUUUUCAUAAAGUCUGCUGCCUCAGUUUUUAUGAUGGCAAUUUGCAUAUACUCAAGAAUGUCAUGAAGAGUGAUCAGAUGAAUUGCAAUUAAUUGCAAAGUCCCUCUUUGCCAUUAAAAUGAACUUAAUCCCCCAAAAACAUUUCCACUGCAUUUCAGCCCUGCCACAAAAUGACCAGCUGCCAUCAUGUCAGUGAUUCUCUCGUUAACACAGGUGAGAGUGUUGACGAGGACAAGGCUGGAGAUCACUCUGUCAUGCUGAUUGAGUUAGAAUAACAGACUGGAAGCUUUAAAAGGAGGGUGGUGCUUGAAAUCAUUGUUCUUCCUCUGUUAACCAUGGUUACCUGCAAGGAAACACGUACCAUCAUCAUUGCUUUGCACAAAAAGGGCUUCACAGGAAAGGAUAUUGCACCUAAAUCAACCAUUUAUCGGAUCAACAAGAACUUCAAGGAGAGAGGUUCAAUUGUUGUGAAGAAGGCGUCAGGGCGCCCAAGAAAGUCCAGCAAGUGCCAGGACCGUCUCCUAAAGUUGAAUCAGCUGCGGGAUCGGGGCACCACCAGUGCAGAGUUUGCUCAGGAAUGGCAGCAGGCAGGUUUGAGUGCAUUUGCACGCACAGUGAGGCGAACACUUUUGGAGGAUGGCCUGGUGUCAAGAAGGGCAGCAAAGAAGCCACUUCUCUCCAGGAAAAACAUCAGGGACAGACUGAUAUUCUGCAAAAGGUACAGGGAUUGGACUGCUGAGGACUGGGGUAAAGUAAUUUUCUCUGAAUCCCCUUUCCGAUUGUUUGGGGUAUCCGGAAAACACCUUGUCCGGAGAAGACAAGGUGAGCGCUACCAUCAGUCCUGUGUCAUGCCAACAGUAAAGCAUCCUGAGACAUUCAUGUGUGGGGUUGCUUCUCAGCCAAGGGAGUGGUCUCACUCACAAUUUUGCCUAAGAACACAGCCAUAAAUAAAGAAUGGUACCAAGACAUCCUCCGAGAGCAACUUCUCCCAACCAUCCAAGAACAGUUUGGUGACGACCAAUGCCUUUUCCAGCAUGAUGGCGCACCUUGCCGUAAGGCAAAAGUGAUAACUAAGUGGCUCGGGGAAUAAAACAUCGACAUUUUGAGUCGAUGGCCAGGAAACUCCCCAGACCUUAAUCCCAUUGAGAACUUGUGGUCGAUCCUCAAGAGGCGGGUGGACAAACAAAAACCCACAAAUUCUGACAAACUCCAAGCAUUGAUUAUGCAAGAAUGGGCUACCAUCAGUCAGGAUGUGGCCCAGAAGUUAAUUGACAGCAUGCCAGGGCGGAUUGCAGAGGUCUUGAAAAAGAAGGGUCAACACUGCAAAUAUUGACUCUUUGCAUAAACGUAAUGUAAUUGUCAAUAAAGCCUUUGACACUCAUGGAAUGCUUGUAAUUAUACUUCAGUAUACCAUAGUAACAUCUGACAAAAAUAUCUCAUAACACUGAAGCAGCCAACUUUGAAGGUCUUCACAUUCUCAAAACAUUUGACCACGACUGUAGUGGUUCCCAACUCCGGUCCUCAAGUACCCACAACAGUACACAUUUUUAUUGUAGCCCGGACAAGCACACCUGAUUCAACUUGUCAACUAAUCAUCAAGCCCUCAAUGAGUUGAAUCAGGGGAGUUUGUCUGGGGCUACAACACAAUGUGUUCUGUAGGGGGUACUGGAGGACUGGAGCUGGGAACCACUACUAAUAUAUGGAGAUGUUUACAGUUAGCUGAUUAUCAUUUAUUUUGUCUGAACUUCACUAGAAAUUACAAGUACACUAGUUACAUUAUUCUCAGAUUCUCCACCCACCCACCUCUGUUUUGAUUGACACCUCUUCUCUUCUCUCACAACAGCCCGAGCCAUGGCUCAGCCGAAGAGUGCCCGCCCCUCAGUGCCCAUCUCCAACGCCACCAAGCGCAGCUUCCAGGUUACCCCUGGCGUCCCAGAGGCCUCGCUGUCUGUUUCUGCCCAGAGCAGCCCUGAUGGCAGGUACGUCCUGUACCCUGCUGAAGACUCUGACCCUCUGUAAGUUUCUCCUUCCUUCCUUCUGUCCACCCACCCUUCUCAUUUCAUCAACCUGUUUGUUUCUCUCCUAGUUAGCUUGACAGGGAUGAAGAGAUCUGUCAAAAAAUACUAGUUUUGUUGAUACUCCGUUAUCUCUCCCCACUUGGCUUCCAGCCCACCUCUUUUAUACCUUUGUUUUGUCCUACACUGUGUUUAUAUCAAUUCAUUGAUGUUUCACAAUAAAUAAAGCCUUGAAGAAAACGUAUAAAUUCAUAGCUUUGUAAUAUCACCACCAUUUCAGUGACCAUUGCUUAUCGUGUGCUGGUUGGUCAGCGGGACAGUCAAAGAUUAGCUGAUUGGAUUAAAGGGACAAUAGGUCAGAUGGGCAAAGGCCAUAAUGUCAACUGACUGGUUGUUUACCUGUAGGGUCGGUGGUUAUGGAGAAAAGACUGGAUGUCUGUGGCUUAGUUCGCCCUUCUUAUGAUUCUUAAAAUCAUGAUUCCCUAUGUGAGAAGACUAGACCGAUAAUGUUCUAGAAAAUGUGGGUCAAUCUGCUUUACUAAAGGUGUAAGAGGGGCUUAUCCCUAAAACUGUGUUGGUACUUAAGACCUUCUGAAUUAAUUUACAUUUGCCAAGAAAUUAUAUGUUAAGAACUACUGAAUGGAUUCACACAGCCUGGAUAAAAUAUAUUGAAUUGGAAUUUGAUCUGCUGCUUAGAUAUAUCCUGCAAAGAUGGAUUGUGAAUGUUGACUGCUACGGUACUGCUAGAAGAUUGUUGUGGACUUGGUAGGUAAUCUAAGUGGUUUGUGCCGUUUUGGUUAUUUUCAGUAAUAAGGGAGGUCCUGGGGAAGCCUUCAGCCCCUCCCACCCACUCCUCCCCCUAAGGCAGAGACAGCAGAAGCAACAGCAGGGAGAUGAUGGAUCAGGUGAGGGCACCACACUACACCAACAACAGCUUUAUUACAUAGAACACUGUUAUAUUACUGUCUGUCUCAGAACAACAGCAGUAUUACCUAGAACACUGUUAUAUUACUGUCUGUCUCAGAACAACAGCAGUAUUACCUAGAACACUGUUAUAUUACUGUCUGUCUCAGAACAACAGCAGUAUUACCUAGAACACUGUUAUAUUACUGUCUGUCUCAGAACAACAGCAGUAUUACCUAGAACACUGUUAUAUUACUGUCUGUCUCAGAACAACAGCAGUAUUACCUAGAACACUGUUAUAUUACUGUCUGUCUCAGAACAACAGCAGUAUUACCUAGAACACGCAGUAUUACCUAGAACACUGUAUAUUACUGUCUGUCUCAGAACAACAGCAGUAUUACCUAGAACACUGUUAUAUUACUGUCUGUCUCAGAACAACAGCAGUAUUACCUAGAACACUGUUAUAUUACUGUCUGUCUCAGAACAACAGCAGUAUUACCUAGAACACUGUUAUAUUACUGUCUGUCUCAGAACAACAGCAGUAUUACCUAGAACACUGUUAUAUUACUGUCUGUCUCAGAACAACAGCAGUAUUACCUAGAACACUGUUAUAUUACUGUCUGUCUCAGAACAACAGCAGUAUUACCUAGAACACUGUUAUAUUACUGUCUGUCUCAGAACAACAGCAGUAUUACCUAGAACACUGUUAUAUUACUGUCUGUCUCAGAACAACAGCAGUAUUACCUAGAACACUGUUAUAUUACUGUCUGUCUCAGAACAACAGCAGUAUUACCUAGAACACUGUUAUAUUACUGUCUGUCUCAGAACAACAGCAGUAUUACCUAGAACACUGUUAUAUUACUGUCUGUCUCAGAACAACAGCAGUAUUACCUAGAACACUGUUAUAUUACUGUCUGUCUCAGAACAACAGCAGUAUUACCUAGAACACUGUUAUAUUACUGUCUGUCUCAGAACAACAGCAGUAUUACCUAGAACACUGUUAUAUUACUGUCUGUCUCAGAACAACAGCAGUAUUACCUAGAACACUGUUAUAUUACUGUCUGUCUCAGAACAACAGCAGUAUUACCUAGAACACUGUUAUAUUACUGUCUGUCUCAGAACAACAGCAGUAUUACCUAGAACACUGUUAUAUUACUGUCUGUCUCAGAACAACAGCAGUAUUACCUAGAACACUGUUAUAUUACUGUCUGUCUCAGAACAACAGCAGUAUUACCUAGAACACUGUUAUAUUACUGUCUGUCUCAGAACAACAGCAGUAUUACCUAGAACACUGUUAUAUUACUGUCUGUCUCAGAACAACAGCAGUAUUACCUAGAACACUGUUAUAUUACUGUCUGUCUCAGAACAACAGCAGUAUUACCUAGAACACUGUUAUAUUACUGUCUGUCUCAGAACAACAGCAGUAUUACCUAGAACACUGUUAUAUUACUGUCUGUCUCAGAACAACAGCAGUAUUACCUAGAACACUGUUAUAUUACUGUCUGUCUCAGAACAACAGCAGUAUUACCUAGAACACUGUUAUAUUACUGUCUGUCUCAGAACAACAGAAGUAUUACCUAGAACACUGUUAAUUACUGUCUGUCUCAGAACAACAGCAGUAUUACCUAGAAAUGUUAUAUGACUGUCUGUCUCAGAACAAACAGAGCAGUUACCUAGAACAUUGUUAUAUUACGUCUGUCUCAGAAACAACAGCAGUAUUACCUAGAACACUGGAUAUGACUGUCGUCUCAGAACAAACAGCAGUAUUACCUAGACACACAUGUUAUAUUUACUGUUCGGUCAGAACAACAGCAGUCUACCUAGAACAAUGUUAUAUUACUGUCUGUCUCAGAACAAACAGCAGUAUUACCUAGAACACUGUUAUAUUACUGUCGUCUCAGAACACAGCAGUCUACCUAGAACAUGUUAUAUUACUGUCGUCUCAGAACAACAGCAGUAUUACUAGAACACUGUUAUAUUACUGUCUGUUAGAAACAAACAGCAGUAUUACAUAGAACACUGUUAUAUUACUGUCUCAGAACAACAGCAGUAUUACCUAGAACACUGUUAUAUUACUGUCUAUCUCAGAACAACAGCAGUAUGUAUGCACUCACUAACUGUAAGUCGCUCUGGAUAAGAGCGUCUGCUAAAUGACUAAAAUGUCAAAUGUACACCACAGUUACCAUUUACUAUAGAAGACUUCUCAAAACGAUCCAUAGCUUACACAAGUUACAUUUAGCCAUUUCUGAUGGUUGUGUGGUUUUUAUUAUAGGGGAAUAUUAUUACAGCUCACAUCUCAAUAUCAGAGAUGGCUUCUCUGUUGUGUAUUGUAGGUAGCUGUAUGAUCAUUGUUGUGUCUGUGUGUCUAGGUAUCAGAAACCGCUCCAACUCCUUGGAGAACAAACCGCCACGAGGCUCAGUGCAGGCCUGGUCUGAUAGGAGACAGAGGUGUAGUAUGAGAAUAACACUGUAUUCCAUUUUUACUCUAUGAACUGUUAUACAAUCAAUGUAUGUUUCAGAGAUGUGUUAAAACAGACCGUAGCCUUUUUCUUCUUGAUUUCCAAUGUUGUGCAUCUCGCAUGCCUAAUGUCUUCAUUUCUCCUUCUCUCUUUCUCUCUAGGCCGACGUCGACGCUCAACCCGUACACAUUUGGCAUCUCAGCAACUGACAGCGACGCUGACAUUGCCUCUGGUGACAGUGUGAGUCUGGGCCGCUCCAUCAGUAAAGACAGUCUGGCCUCUAGCGUAGUCAACCUCACCCCCAAACACCAGGGUCUCACCCCCCAGGGCCACACCCUGAUCGGACACGCCCAGGUAGGCCGCGCCCCAGUCAGCCCCGCCCCCCGCCGAGUCAAUGGCCACGGCCUUCUGGGAAACGUCAACAUGGAGGAGGAGCUUGUGGCAGUGAUGAGGACUGACGCGUCAGCCUCUCUCCCCAGUCAGGGAGAGGUGACGCAGCCAACUGCUGGGGCCGAGCCCAAGGAUAGUUCUUAUUUAGAACCGCUGAUGCCUGCUGUGUUAAAAUCGGCGAAAGAGAAGUCUGUAUGCCUGAACAAGGAGGAGGAGAGCGGGGAGGUUGGUCGAUCUCGGGGAGGGGGGUCUAUCCGGAGAGUAGAGGGGGGACCUGAACUUGUGGCGUCGGCCAGGAGGAAAACCCCCACCAGCCUAAACCGGACCUACACUCCCGCCUCUAGUGGGGAGUUUGACUUGUCUACUGAGACCUCACUGGCUGGGCCACUCCAGGGACAGGGGGCCAUCAAUCCCAUGGUUACCAGCAGUGUGGACCCCUCCUCCAGAGAGCCAGCAGGUGGCUUCUACCUCCACUCUGACAGCGACGACCAGAAGCCUUGGCAGGACCAGGAGCCAGACCUGGGCGAGGCUGAUGAGGAGGACCUGGAUGAAGCCCUCACCACCAAGGACCCAACCAGGCCCAGGAAGACCUUUGACGAGGAGGAAGAGUCAGCCAAGCUGCAGGAGGACCUGAAGGUGAAGGAAAAUAGGAACAAGAAGAAAGGGGAUGAUGGUGGUAGUGGUCGCUCCAGCCCCUGUCUCAGCACCCACUCCCAGGCCAGCAGCCUAGCCAGCGGCAGCGUACGCAUGACCAGCUUCGCUGAGCGGAAGGCCCAGCAGCGCUUUGGCAGCAACCAAGACCUGCGAACCAGCGCCUCCAGCUCCCAAAGGACCACCCCGGACGGCUCGGAGUGCAGUGGGCCCCUGUCCCUGCCCACCUCCCGGAGGCUGAAUAGGGACCAGAGCCCCUCCUCGCCCCAGGGGGGACGGGGAAACGGAGGUACCAUAGUGCUGGCUUCUGAGCUGGUUCAGCUCCACAUGCAGCUGGAGGAGAAGAGGAAAGCCAUUGAGCACCAGAAGAAGAAGAUGGAGAUGCUGUCAGCCAGGCAGAGACAGAAGCUGGGCAAAGCUGCCUUUCUGCAUAUCGUCAAGAAGGGCAAGAGCGACACCCUGCCCAACCCGCUCAAACCAGACUACUACUGCAAAGAAGAGCUCAAUGGGGACAAAGGGGGAAGUUCAAAAGACGACUCUUGCGUGGAUGCACUGAGAGGGGCCAAAGAGCCUGAGUCUGCCACCUCGCCAGUCCCAGGUGCCUUAGAGAUGGUGGACAGGAAGGGCAGCUGUAGUCCUGGUCUGCUGCUGGAUGAAGAGCUGGACCUGAACGAGUGUAACCAAUCCAUCGAGAUGCUGAAUGACGCUAUCGGCAGUAUCCAGCAGCAGAUGAUGCAGCUGUCCCUCCAGCAGGACUUGCUGAUGAAACAGAAUGUACAGUCCCCUCCCAGGGUCCUGUCUCCCUGCUCAGCCAACGAGAAGACUAGCGCAUCUGAACCCAAGGCCCAACCUGCCGUCCACUUUGUGGAUUUGGGCAGCUGCGCACCAACCACCGGCACCGCUCCAUCCAGGAAACCCCCCAAGCUGAGUUCGGCCCGGGGCCCCAGGACCAAGCCCUCAGAGCUGAAGCUGGCCAAGGAGCAAGGCAGGCCGGUCCUGGCCUCAAACAGGGCUAUCACCCCGUCCCACAGUCUGGAGACCCUGCCUCACCUGAGGCAGUUUCCUGGGGGCAGGUCCCCCAGGACGGACCACCCCGACGCCAGUCCCAGAACCCCCUCUGCAGGUGGAGAGACAAUCAGUGGGCAGGACAAGCCUGGACAUAGCGCCACCUUCAGGCUCCACGACGAGGCUAACCUGCGCACGGCGGCCCGUAUCGACCCAGUGGUCGUCACCCCAGAAAUGUCCUUUGACCCGUGCCUGUCCAGUACUCUGAGGGAGGGGGAGCUGAACUCCUCUGACGGCUCGGGGACGGAGAACAUCCCCUCGGAGGAAGUGUCGAGGAGCAAAGCCCCCCUGAUCGAGGUGGACCUGUCAGACCUGAAGGACCCAGAGGAGAUGGAGGGAGACAGGGGGCAGGAAAGCACCAUGGAUGGGGAAGACAGGGAACAGAAGUCUGGCCUGGGAUUCUUCUUCAAGGUACAUCUGAAAUGUAGUCUUAUUACAUUAUGGAUAUAUAGACAAGAUGUGUUCUACUUGACAGUCAUUUUAUGUGUGGGUGAAGGUCUAUUGAUUAUAACAUGAAAAGCACAACAUUCAAUGACAUAGCGAACAGGAAAGGGGAAGAAAUGACAUUUUUAUAGUUGUACAAAUCUGUCUUGGAAGGAAUAGUAUGAAAUUCUCCAUUACUGAAAGUACCUCUUACUAGCUACUAAUGUAGAAAAGGGGCAAGAGACGGGGGGAGGAGACACAGCAGGCAAUCGUUUGGUAUAAAUAAAGUUGUGUUCAAUUGAAUUGAGGAAAUUGAUACCAGUAUUGAUCAAGUGUUACUUUUUGUGCUGCAGGAUGAACAGAAGGCAGAGGAUGAACUAGCUAAGAAGAGAGAAGCGUUUCUAAUAAGGCAGCAGAAGAAGGCUGAGGAGGCCCGGCUACGCAAACUGCAGCUGGAGGCUGAGACGGAACAGAAACGGGACGAGGCCAGGUAACGAACAUUGUCUCUACAACCAAAUCAAAACUGUGUCUGUUAGACAAGACAUACUGCUCAGGUAGGAUAAGACCAUGUCCAAGCACUAGCAUAACAACACCAACACAACCCCUCCCACAAUAGUCACAAGUUUAGAAUGUUUGUGUAUUUGUUCUACUUGCCUUGAAUAUUGACUAAUCGAAAAACGCAGAAAAGAGCAACGGCAUUCCUCUUCUGUCCUGCGUUAUAAGGUCCUGUGUUACGAUUUUCUCUGUAAAGUGUGUUGAGACUUGAGAUGCAUUUUAAAUACAUUGUGACUCUGUCUAAUCAAAUGCAGCAGUUGUUGAGCCUGUGGUCUGUCUCUCCCCCCAGGCGGAAGGCGGAGGAGGACAGGAUGAGGAAGGAGGAAGAGAAGGCCCGUAGGGAGCUGAUAAAGGAGCAGUACCUGAGGAGGAAACAGCAGGAGCUGAUGGAGGAGCAGGGUCUCGGCAGCCCGGCCAAGCCCAAGACCCCAAAGACCAAGCCCAAGAAACCCAGUCACCAGACUCUCAGACCCAAGUCUGUGUUCAGCAGAGAGGAGAUCUCCAGCGACACCUUCUCCUCCAAGUGCUCAUCUUCAACCCGUAAGAAACACCAGCAUGUUGUCUUAUCUUUCUAGUCCAGGGGUUUCUAACUCCUGUCUCAGAGGGCUGCGGUUCUGCAGGCUUUUACUCCACUCCUGCACUAACAUAUCUGAUCCAGCUGGGCUGGAGGGAAAAAAAGCCUGCUGACACUGGUCCUCCUCCUUGAUCUAGGCCAGAUGUAUUCAUCCCACUUCUCAUUGAGACAAUAUUGCAGAUACUGCAGUCAUGCAUUUUUGUGUGUGACGAUAGGAGGGUAAUGGGAAGAGUUACCGAUACUAAGAUAGCGUCUCUGUUUUGGUUCUCUGUAGCUGACAACCUGAGCAGUGUCCAGUCAGGCUCUAGUCUGUCCCUGGCCUCCGCUGCCACAACCGAGGCAGACAGCUUCAACUGUGGAGGGCCAUGCUCCCAACGGUAAGUAACCCGGAUAUGUGGGUGGUUGUGAGUUUCGGUUUGUGUGUAAUGUAUGUCAGUGUGUGUUUUCUAUCUCUGACAUUUUGAAACCAUCUUUUUGUUUUCUCUGCUAUCCGUUGCCAGGGGUGAGUUUGUGGAGUCGUUCCCAGGCCUGAGUCGGAACGCCAGUCGGAACACUGAGAGAGACUGGGACAACGGAUCCACUGCGUCUUCCAUCACUUCCAUGGCAGAAUACACUGGUCAGUACAAGUCACAACCUUUACCAUAUCAAGCUAUUACACGCCCCUAUAAUGUUCCCAUUAAACAUUGCUCUGCUCACUUCCUCCUCAUGUAUGUUAGCAUCUAAUGUUAAGACCUGUCGUUCCACUGUCCUCAGGUCCCAAGCUGUUCAAGGAGCCCAGUUCCAAGUCCAACAAGCCAAUCAUCUUCAACGCCAUUUCUCACUGCUGCCUCGCCGGCAAAGUCAACGAACCCCAGAAGAACACCCUUCUAGAGGUGAAGUAUCAUCUUACUGUUAAAUGCUAUUAUAAACUGGGUGGUUCGAGCCCUGAAUGCUGGUUGGCUGACAGCCGUGGUGUAUCAGACUGUAUACCAUGGGUAUGACAAAACAUUUAUUUUUACUGCUCUAAUUACAUUUGUAACCAGUUUAUAAUAGCAAUAAGGCACCUUGGAGGUUUGUGGUAUAUGGCCAACAUACCACGGCUAAGGGCUGUAUCCAGGCACUCUGUGUUGCGUCGUGCAUAAGAACAGCCCUUAGCCGUGGUAUAUUGGCCAUAUACCACACCCCCUCGGGCCUUAUUGCUUAAUUAUGCAACGGGGUGGUUCUAAUCCUGAAUGCUGAUUGGUUAAAACCGCAUUCCAGCCUAUUCCACAAGUUGUACUGUUAAAUGCUAUCAACAAGCACUCCAGAACCAGUGGUAAUAAUAUAUAAUAAUAAUAAUAUAAUAUGCCAUUUAGCAGACGCUUUUAUCCAAAGCGACUUACAGUCAUGCGUGCAUACAUUUUUUGUGUAUGGGUGGUCCCGGGGAUCGAACCCACUACCUUGGCGUUACAAGCGCCGUGCUCUACCAGCUGAGCUACAGAGUAACACCACACACCUCCUAAAGUCCAAACUCCAGAGAGCGUAGUCCUUUUGUUCUAGUUCAGUCAUUUUUAACUCUGUGCUGUGUAAAUGAGCACAGUAACAUGUAGGACACAUUAGUGGGCCAGAAUGAACUGCUCAGCUCAAUAGUAUCCAGCUGUAGCACAGCAAGUUCUGGUCCUAAACACACAGUUGUCCCUGACUGAAACCUUAGUUUUAGUCUAUAUGUCUAGUCUUAGCGGGUCAAGUCAGGUGGCUAGGAAGGGAAAACUCCAGGCCUUACACAUGACAUCUGGACAUCACUGUACCUGUGAUGAUCAAAUUGCCUAGAACGUGAGACUGCUUCUCAAGAUAUUUGUCAGCCAUACUAACCCCCUCCCCAUCUGAUCCCUCCCUCCCCCUCUAUCUGAUCCCUCCCUCCAACCCCCUCUAUCUGAUCCCUCCCUCCCUCCCCCUCUAUCUGAUCCCUCCCUCCAACCCCCUCUAUCUGAUCCCUCCCUCCAACCCCCUCUAUCUGAUCCCUCCCUCCAACCCCCUCUAUCUGAUCCCUCCCUCCAACCCCCUCUAUCUGAUCCCUCCCUCCAACCCCCUCUAUCUGAUCCCUCCCACCCCUCUAUCGACCCCCUCCAACCCCCUCUAUCUGAUCCCUCCCUCCAACCCCCUCUAUCUGAUCCCUCCCUCCCCCCCCUCUAUCUGAUCCCCCCUCCCUCCCCCCCCUCUAUCUGAUCCCCCCCCCACGAUCCCCCCCCCUCUAUCUGAUCCUCCCCCCCCUCUUCUGAUCCUGACUCCCCCUUGAUCCCCUCCCCCCUCUAUCUGAUCCCUCCCCCCAUGAUCCCUCCCCCCCUCUAUCUGAUCCCUCCCUCCCCCCCUCUAUCUGAUUCCCUCCCCCCUAACCCCCUCUAUCUGAUCCUCCCUCCCCCUCUAUCUGAUCCCUCCCUCCACUCCCCUCUAUCUGAUCCCUCCCUCCUCCCCCCUCUAUCUUCCCUCCCCCUCUCAUCCCCCCCCCCUCUAUCUGAUCCCUCCCUCCUCCCCCUCUAUCUGAUCCCUCCCUCCCCCUCCCACCCCUCUAUCUGAUCCCUCCCUCCUCCCCCUCUAUCUGAUCCCUCCCCCUCCCUCCCUCGACCUCCCCCCCUCUAUCUGAUCCCUCCCUCCCUCCCCCUCUAUCUGAUCCCUCCCUCCCUCACCCCCUCAUCUGAUUCCCUCCCUCCCCCUCCUCUAUCUGAUCCCUCCCCCUCUAUCUGAUCCCUCCCUCCACCCCCUCUAUCUGAUCCCUCCCUCCUCCCCCUCUAUCUGAUCCCUCCUCCUCCCCCCUCUAUCUCCUCCCCUCUAUCUGACUCCCUCCCCCCCUCUAUCGAUCCCUCCCUCCAACCCCCUCUAUCUGAUCCUCCUCCCUCCCCUUCUGCCCUCCCCCUCUAUCUGAUCCCUCCUCCCCCUCUUCUUCCCUCCUCCCCCCCUCUAUCUGAUCCCUCCCUCCAACCCCUCUAUCUGAUCCCUCCCUCCCUCCCCCUCUAUCUGAUUCCCCUCCCUCCCUCCCCCCUCUAUCUGAUUCCUCCUCCUCCUCCCCCUCUAUCUGAUCCCUCCCUUCCCUCACCCCCUCUAUCUGAUCCCCUCCCUUCAACCCCCUCUAUCUGAUCCCUCCUCCUCCUCCCCCUCUAUCUGAUCCCUCCUCCUCCUCCCCCUCUAUCUGAUCCCUCCCUCCCUCCCCCUCUAUCUGAUCCCUCCCUCCCUCCCCCUCUAUCUGAUCCCCCUCCCCUCCCUCCCUCCCCCUCUAUCUGAUCCCUCCCUCCAACCCCCUCUAUCUGAUCCCUCCCUCCAACCCCCUCUAUCUGAUCCCAGGAGCUGGAGAGGGUAGAUGCCCACCACCUGAUGAUCCUUUUCAGGGAUGGGGGCUGCCAGUUCCGGGGGGUCUACUCCUACUUCCCAGACACUGAGGAGAUCCUCAAGCUGACCGGCACGGGCCCCAAGAGCAUUAGCAAGAAGAUGAUCGACAAGCUUUACAAGUACAGCUCGGACCGCAAGCAGUUCACUGUCAUCCCCGCCAAGACUGUGUCUGUCAGCAUAGAUGCCAUCACCAUCCACAACCAUCUGUGGCAGGCCAAGAGAACCACUGUGCCAAAGAAGAGCGGGAAAUAAUCAGUGGAGGCACCUGGAACUCACCCCGGGGGACCCAUCCUAGGUUCCAUUCCACUUUGCUCUGCUGGAUAGACUGCAUUGAUGUCCACCGCCAAUAAACUCCCUCUAUCAGGGAUGGCCAGACACGUGGCUCCUUCAGUUCACACUAAUGUGGGGGCAUGUAUGCAUGGAGACAUGUACUGGUGGCCUGCCAGUGACAUUGUCAUCUGUCGGGAUCUCAAUGUGUUCUGUUCAGG
Messenger RNA from Coregonus sp. 'balchen', 19168 nucleotides. The record is from the annotation of a GenBank genome assembly. Lineage: Eukaryota; Metazoa; Chordata; Actinopteri; Salmoniformes; Salmonidae.